AUGUAAAAUUAUGAUAAGAAUGAUGAAGAACAUUUAUAGAGUUCUGUCAAGGAGAAAGUAGAAAAAUUACAAAUUGAAUCCUUACAACCAAAAACUACAACAGUUUCUCUUUAGAAUAAUAUAAGGGAAAAUAGAAAAAAGUCGCAUGCAAGUACUUAAGCUAAAAAAAAUGCAUCAGAAUCUGUUUCAGAGUCAUCUUAUGAUGAUUGCUCAGAGCUGUAUUUUUCAGAAUUUGAUAUAUUUAAUGACAAUAAGUAGGCAAAAAUUUUAUGUGAAUACAAGAAUAGUUAUUUUAAUGAAAAAAUAAAAAUGUUUAAUGAAAUAAAAUCAAGGUAAGUUUGGCCAAAAUAAUAAAUGUAGCUUAACAAAGAUGAAUAAUCUGUUCAACUUAUAAAAUCUUAGUCAAUAAUAAGAUAAUAAUCAUCAAUAUCUGAAAGUAAUCACAACACAAUAAGUUUAGUCAGGAGGAUUAAAGAAUUUAAUGAUUAAUCAAUCGAAUAAUCAUUAAAAUAAAUAAAUUCUCCACUAAUAUUUUACAUACCAAGCAAUAAUUAAUUUAAUAGUAACAAUAUUUAAAACAAUCAAAACAUGACUAGUUCUCGAGCUUUUAACAAUCGAUCUUUAUAAUAAAUAUAAGAAAAUAGUUAGUACACAAUAGAUAUUCCCUGUAAUGAUUCUUUAGGAUAAUAAUCUGUUAAAUACACAGAUAAGGAAAUGCAAAAUCAAAUAAUAGAAUCUAUUUUUACUAAAAAUAUCUUUUUUUUAUUGUAAAUGAUAAGGCUUUUAUAGAAAGAUUAUAGAACAGAAAUUUUAAACUAUAAAGAUGUAAAUGGAAAUACUCCUAUUUUAUUAGCUACAAAAUUAUCUCAUAAAUAAAAUUAAUUUGAUAUCAUUAAAUUACUUUUAUCAAGUGGUUGUGAUCCAUCUAUAAAAGACUUAAAUGGUUGGAGUCCAAUUGAAGAAUCUGUUGCUUAAAUGGAUGUACUAACAACAUCAUUAUUAUUUGAUUAUUUAGUACAAAAAAAAAUGUUUGAAAUUUAAUAAGAAAGAACUCAUAUUGAUUAAGAACUUUCAAGAAUCAAUGACUUUUAUCUUGAAAUGAAAUGGGAAUUUAAAUCUAAUUUGAUACCAUUUCUUUCUAAAAUUACACCAAAUGAUACUUUUAAAAUAUAUAAAAGAGGUAAAAUAUGGAUUUAUUUAAGGUUCUUCUUUAAGACUUGAUUCAACUUUCGCAGGAAUCAAGAAUUAUAAAACUAAAAGAAGAGAUAUGAGUGUUCUGUAUAAUCCAAUGAAUGGAAUAUAUUAAAGGAAGGAAAAUUGUUCUAAUUGUAGAUUUGUUGUAAUAUUAAACAGAGCAAAAUGUAUUUAUUAUUAUCCAAUUGUAAUUAAUUAAAUUAACUUAGUAAGAAAUAGAUAUAGAGGAAAAAGAAUAAAUUAUUUUAGAUCUAUUACAUUGCGACAGCGUAAAUGGCAAAAUGAAAGUAACAUAAUGUGAUUUGGUAAAAAGGAAAAAUAUAUUCGGAAAUUUUGUUACAUAAAAAAUACACAAUCAUGUUUGCCAAAAAUACGAAUUUCGUAUUCAUGCAAAUAAAUAAUUUCGUAAAAAAAAUAGAUCUCAUUAUUAAAUGAAUUUCGAAUAAUACAUAAAUUAAAACUUUGAUUAAGAUUGUAAAUAAGAUAAUAUAAAAUUUGAAUCUUGGGCUUAAGAAAUCAUUUAAAAUGAAGGAACCUCGAAAAGUAUAAUAAUAAAUUAUAUAAAAAUAGAAUAAGAGAAAUCUUGUUAAUUAUAUAUAUGUUAAGAAUUUCCGUUAGAUUUUAAAUAGUUUUUGCCUAUUAUAAAAAUGCUAGCUCGAGGAAAUGAAAUGCUAUAAUCUUUAGAAGAAAUUUUAUGUAGUGAAACAGUAUCUUAAGUAUUAAACAAUAAUGGAUUUCCAGUAAGGGUUGAGAUUCCAAUAAAUUUUACAGUUGAUGCUGUAGUAACUUUUUAGGGUUAUAGAUAAAUUGAUUUUGAAGAUAAGGAAACAGCAGAACUCUUUUAAAUACCUAAUAAUUUUAAUUUUAUGUAAAGAAGAGAUGCUACAAAAGUAAUGAAAAGAUCAAAAAAAAGAUUGGUUUUAGCUAAUUUAUUUUUAUGA
This is a messenger RNA of Paramecium sonneborni, 2135 nucleotides long. The record is from the annotation of a GenBank genome assembly. Lineage: Eukaryota; Ciliophora; Oligohymenophorea; Peniculida; Parameciidae.